CGUGGCUAUCAGCCAAGGGAUGUCGAAUUCAUGACCCAUUCUCGCCGGCGCCGCCGGUGCCAUGUCAAAGAAACCCUCCGGCCACCGGCAGAAAACCUUGAGUUCCGCUGCGAAGAUUACUCAAGAUUGAAAAAAGAAUUGCUUCAGAUUUUACAUGUUCCGCACCCUGAUAUCUAAUAGACUUCACUGUACCCGAGGGUUUAAGCAUUUCCUGAUAUCGUUGAUGUAGAGGGUUUAGGAAAAUCCCUUAUUAGGUCGGGAAGGGUUUCAUCAGGUGCGUUCAUGUGUGUAUGGAAUCGUCUGACUUUGGUUUCCACAAUCCGGUGUGUUUCUUCCAGGAAGCUUGUUAAGAAUCUCCAGUUUAUUCGAUUGCAAUCGAUUCCGUCGAUUGCACAUUCCACUCCCUAUUUCUCGGACUCCGGUUCUGAGUACUCCAGUCGCUAUUCUGGAAACGGUGCUAACGCAACGAAUCACUGCAACAACAUUGGAGGUAGUGGCGUUUCUGUGGAAUUAACUUCUUCUAGCGUUGUUGCGAUUCUGAAAAAUCUGCAUAACGAACCUCUUUACGCAUUGGAUUUCUUCAAUAAACUCAAGGGGAAGGGUUUUCAGCAUAGUGUGCAGACUUACUUGGCUAUUAUUGGAAUACUUUGUUGUUGGCGUAUGGAUAGGGCAUUGGAUUCUCUGUAUAAGGAUGUUAUACUCUCGAAAUAUGAGAAUCAAUGUUUGGAGGUAUCAGAAUUGUUGGAGGCAAUGGUAAAUGAGCUUAAGGCCGAUCGGAAAAGCCCGAUGCAUCGGGCUAUUGGUUCUAUUAUCAAGUGUUAUGUGGCUUUAGGCAUGUUUGAUGAGGCCAUAGGCAUUCUUUCUGAAAUGAAGAAGCAUGGUGUUGUUCCUUCUUUGUUGUCGUGGAAUUUUCUGAUCAAUAGGUUGGUUUGUCAUGGGAAAUUGGAUGAUGCCAUUGAGGUCUAUAAGGAGCUGAGAAGUUCUGGGCUGAGUCCAAAUGUGUACACUUAUGGUAUUGUGAUUAAGGCGUAUUGUCGAAAAGGAAGUUUGGAAGAAGCUGUGGAGGUGUUUGAGGAGAUGGACCAUGCUGGGGUUGCUGCUAAUUCUUUUACCUAUGCAGCUUAUCUGCAGGGGUUGUGCAGUCGUGAAGGAUCGGAUGCCGGCUAUAAGCUUCUACAAGCUUUGCGAGCCAAAGAUGAACCAAUUGAUGCACAUGUAUAUACUGUUGUGAUUCAGGGAUUUGUCAAUGAAAAAGAUUUGAAUAAAGCGGAGAUUGUGCUACAUGACAUGGAAAAACAUGGGCUGGUUGCUGAUAGAGUUGCCUACCAUUCCUUGGUUCGGGGGUAUUGUGAUUCGGGGGAUAUAAGUAGAGCUUUGGCUAUCCAUUGUGAGAUGGAAGCAAAAGGUGUUACGACCAAUUGUUUCAUUCUCACACCAAUUCUUCAGUUUUUGUGCCAGCAGGGAAUGUAUUCUGAAGUUGUGGAGCAAUUCAAGAACUUUAAGGAUUCGGGCAUCUUUCUUGAUGAAGUAGCAUAUAACGUUGCUAUUGAUGCUCUGUGCAAAAUGCACGAUUUAGACAAGGCUCUCACUUUGUUUGGAGAGAUGAAGAGUAAAAAUCUAAUGCCAGAUGUUAAGCACUACGCCACUUUGGUAAGUGGCUACUGUCGCCAAGGAAGGCUUGCGGAUGCCAAAACUUUAUUUGAGGAAAUGAAGGAAAGAGGUAUCGAAGCUGAUAAUGCCAUUUAUAACGUCCUUAUUAGUGGGUUGUCUCAGCAUGGCCAUUUAGACGGGGUGUUUGACCUUAUAAUUGAUAUGAACGCGCAAGGUUUAAUUCCGGACAUGGUGACACACAGCAUGAUCAUUGAAGGCCUCUGUUGCGGAGGAAAAGUGAAAGAUGCUGAAAUAUAUUUUAGUAGUUUGAAAGAGAAGAGUGUAGAAAAUUAUACAGCAAUGAUUAACGGGUACUGUGAGUCGAGCAAAGCAACCAAGGGAUAUAGACUUUUUCUUCAACAGUUCAGUAAAGGGAUACUGAUAAAUAAGAGUUCUUGCUUAAAGCUUCUUAGCAGCCUUUGUUUGGAAGGUGAAAAUGACCGAGCAAUAAAGCUAUUUGAAGCUUUACUUUCUUCGGGCAACGGCCCCACAAGGGCAAUGUAUGGGAAGCUCAUUGCAGUGCUUUGUCGUGCUGGGGAUAUGAAAACUGCCCAAUGGGCACUUGACGGUAUGAUUGCUAGGGGAUUAUCUCCAAAUCUGAUUACAUACACGAUAAUGUUGAAUGGUUAUUGUCAAGUGAAUUGCCUGAAGGAAGCGUUUGAUCUUUUCAGCAAUAUGAAAGAAAGGGGCAUUAGGCCCGAUAUUGUUACAUAUACGGUCCUGCUUGAUGGAUACAAUAAAAUUAGUGUGAUAAGGGCUCGUACUCGAAAUGAUACUGAAGCAAAUAAGAGAGUUAUAGAGGCCAUUCUCUGUGAAAUGAAACAGCUGAAAUUAAAGCCUGAUGUUGUUUUAUAUACAGCUUUAAUUGACGGUUUGUGCAAAUCAGACAACCUUCAGGAUGCUAUUUCCUAUUUCAAUGAUAUGAUUGAAGAGGGUUUGCUACCUGAUACUGUCGCAUACACGGCUCUAUUAUCUGGCUAUUGUAGGCAUGGAGACCUCAAAAAGGCUUCACGUCUCUUGGAGGAUAUGUUAUCAAAGGGAAUAAAGCCUGAUUUCCGUACAGUAUCAAUAUGGAAUCAAUGGAACGCAAGGGAGACAAUUAUAUAGUUUCAACAUUGAAUUCCUGGAAUUUCCUUGACAAUGGAGCAAUCGGAAGGUCUGACAUUCAGUGAUUGGUUUGGGCUUGUCCGAAAGAAUGCACCUUCGAUUCGGGAAAAUUAACAGUGCAAGUACAUGAAUUUUCAGGAACUAAAAGUUAAAGCACAUUGGUUGGGAUAUUGAUUUAGUGCAUUCAUAUCAAGCUUCAGACAAUGUCGUUCAUGCAGCCAAGUUAUAUUAUACGCAUGAAUCUCUGCUUCGACUCCAGGUAGUUUUCGUAUUUAUGCAGCAGAAUGUUGAACCCCUUAGAUCCAACAGCCUUCCAAAAUACUAAAACUGGCGAGGACUUAUCAUUGACUACAAACCUUUCAUUUAGUUUAGGUGAAGAGUUAGUUGCUGUACAAAUUUGGUGGGGGAGAUGAUGCAUUCCGGAGUUACUUACAGAUAUGGAGGGCCAUUGAUUUUCCACAAUGACCGCCCAGGCCAAGCCAGGAUGAAGAUGAUGGUGGCGACCGAAUGGAUAGCAAGCAAAGCAAGAACUGGCUGGCUGGCUUUGUUCAAUUAACAUAUAAUUAUCACUUUCUAUUAAAAAUUGUUAUAUAUUGAUGCAUUUUAUAUCUUUUAAGUGAUAGAUAUAACUCUGUUAUUAUAAAUUUUAAUAUUAGUGUUGAUAAUAACAAAGUAUCCAAUUUUUUUAUUUUAGUCUGUCUGGUAACAAAGUA
This is a messenger RNA of Andrographis paniculata, 3470 nucleotides long. Its product is annotated as pentatricopeptide repeat-containing protein At2g26790, mitochondrial-like. Bases 283 to 2757 code for a protein of 824 amino acids. The transcript is spliced from 4 exons. Lineage: Eukaryota; Viridiplantae; Streptophyta; Magnoliopsida; Lamiales; Acanthaceae. Gene Ontology annotation, molecular function: protein binding. The record is from RefSeq and is a predicted model, not a curated record.